Molecule: messenger RNA, 2385 nt
Organism: Mycotypha africana
Lineage: Eukaryota; Fungi; Mucoromycota; Mucoromycetes; Mucorales; Mycotyphaceae
Exons: 23
Coding region: 186-2204 (672 amino acids)
Biological process (GO): proteolysis; peptide metabolic process
Cellular component (GO): mitochondrial intermembrane space
Molecular function (GO): metalloendopeptidase activity
Source: RefSeq, a predicted model, not a curated record
AUUUAGUCAGUCCGGCCAACACUUAAACUGGAUAUGUGGGAACUUAUUAGCAGCACAUUAAGUAACCUACGAUUGUAAAGAAGCCCGACAAAUUGAGUUACGCGUACAUAAUUCAGAUUCAUCUUGUUUCCCCUCCUCUUCUUUUUCUGCUUUGACAAACCCUCAGGCGCAAAGAGAAAAAAAAAAUGGCACAAGUCGCUCCUCCACCAACACUUGACUUCAGUAUUAACGCUGAACAAGUCGAACAGAUUACUAACGACAUCAUCGCCGCGGAGCUUGCUAUCAAUGACGCGGUUGCUUCAUUAAAGCCAGAAGAACGCACUUACGAAAAUAUUGUAACUCGUUUAGUUCGCGCCGAAAAUGAAUUAGCAGGCAAAGCCCAACUCGUCAGCUCCCUGAGCCAAAUAUCCCCUGACGCUGCUGUCAGAGAGGCUUCAGUUGCUGCUGAAACCAAAUACGAUCAAUUCAGUAUCGAGCAAAGCAUGCGACAUGAUCUCUACGUUGUAAUUUCUGAUUAUAUGGCUAAAACAGAUUUGGAUACGCUAGCCUAUGAAGAUGCUCGAUUUUUGCGUAGACUCGAGCGUUCUUAUCGUCGUAACGGCCUCCAUCUUCCUGAAGAUAAGCGUAACGAGCUUAAGGAAAUUCGUAAACAACUUAGUGAAAAGUGUAUCGAAUUUAACAAGAACUGGGCUCGAGAAAGCAGCACUGUCAAAUUCACAAAGGAUGAGUUGGAAGGACUCGACGAUGAUUUCCUAGGUGGAUUGAAGACAGUUGAAGAGGAUGGUGUUACAAAAUACGUCUUGACAAUGAAGUAUCCUGAUGUCCGUCCUGUACUGAAAUUAUGUAAGAAUGAAAAUACACGAAAGGUUCAUGCCACCGCCUAUGAAUCUCGUAAUAAGGAGAAUAUUGUUUUGCUUGAAGAAGCUGUAAAACUUCGUCGCAAGGCAGCCAAGAUCCUGGGUUAUGAUUCACAUGCAGCUUAUGUGUUGGAAAUUAAAAUGGCCAAGGAGGUUGACGCCGUCAAUAAAUUCCUGAACGACUUGACUGAUAAAUUACAUGAGCCUGGCUUGAAGGAAAUCGACGAGCUUAAAGAACUUAAGAAGGCUGAAAAAGCUGAGCGUGGCGAAGAAUACGACGGACAAUUGAACGCUUGGGACACAAGCUACUAUCAACGCAUUCUUCUGGAGAAAGAAUAUUCCGUUGAUCAAGAGUUAAUUAAGCAAUACUUUAGCCUUGAAGCUACCAUUCAGAAAAUGCUUGAGAUUUAUGAAAAGGUAUUGGGUCUCAAAUUCGUCAAGGUUCCUGCAGAUAAAGCUGUUGUGUGGCACCCUGAUGUCCAACUUUACGAAUGUUGGGACGCUGUUGAAGACAAAAGCUUUUCAGGUUACAUGUACCUUGACUUAUUCCCUCGCGACAACAAGUAUCCUCACGCAGCCUGCUUCCCUCUCCAACCCUCUUAUAUUGAUGAGAAUGGUGAACGUGUCGCUCCUAUUGCUGCCAUGGUUGCUAACUUUACUAAACCAACUGCUGACAAGCCAUCUUUGUUGAAACAUGAUGAAGUCGUCACCUUAUUCCAUGAAUUGGGCCAUGUUAUGCAUCAUUUAUGUUCUCGUACUAAACUUGCUAGAUUCCACGGAACCAGUGUCGAGGGCGACUUUGUCGAAGCACCUUCACAAAUGCUUGAAAAUUGGUGCUACGAUCCUAAAUCACUCAAAUACCUUACUGCUCACUUCAAAACAGGUGAACCUAUUUCUGAUGAAAUCAUUGAUCGUAUUGUAAAGGCCAAGAAUGUGGAUGCGGCUAUGCAUAAUUUGCGCCAACUCUUCUUCGGUAUCUACGAUAUGACCCUCCAUACUUCUGAAGAUGAAAAUCUGGAUACUUCGAAGUUGUACAAUGAUCUCCGGAAGAAGAUUUCUUUGGUAGCAGCUCCUGAGGGUACCUAUGGUCAAGCUGCCUUUGGCCAUUUAAUGGGCGGUUACGAUGCUGGCUAUUACGGCUAUAUGUGGUCCAAAGUUUUCUCUAGUGAUAUGUACUUCAGCAAGUUCGAGAUCGAUACGCUUUCACCCGAGGUUGGUUAUUCCUACCGUAAAGAAAUUCUUGAAAAAGGCAGCAGCAGAGAUGGUAUGGAUCUAUUGAAGGCCUUUUUAGGUAGAGAACCAUCGUCAGAUGCCUUCAUGAGAGAAGAUAUUGGAAUCGCCAAUUAGAGUUAUUGCUCGGCAAGCGUUCCUUCUUUCAAUACAUAUGCUACCCUGAAACAAAUUUCAUUGUUUUGGAGGAUAUGUUCUGCUACCAAAUCAAAACAAACCAAAAAGAGGAUGUGUAAGGAACGUUUCUGAAUUUUUCACUUAGUUGUGAAAAUAAAAAACAUAAAUAUCCUUCUUUUUU